Molecule: messenger RNA, 5149 nt
Organism: Oryctolagus cuniculus (rabbit)
Lineage: Eukaryota; Metazoa; Chordata; Mammalia; Lagomorpha; Leporidae
Source: RefSeq, a predicted model, not a curated record
CCCGGUUACCAGGCACCCACAAUGUGGUGCUGGUGACCCAGCCAGUUCAGUUGGUCAGAGGCCAUCGAGCAGAUAUGUUCUCGUGUUGUCUCCCAACAUCCCAAGGCCCAGGCCGGGGCCAGCCCCAGGCUGCGGAUAUUCUCCAGAGCUACAGACAUUGGGUCAGCCCUCGCCCACAGCAGCUCUGGCAAUUCUCUCAGAGGGAAACCAAGAAUGACAGUGACAUUGCCACACCCCUGGAGGACACCAGCGGAGUGGGGACCAUGGUGGCAAGCAGGCUGGAGGGGGAGCCCUCGCCAAGAGCAGCUGAUUCUGCUCCAGUGGAGCCGGCCCCAGCUGAGAUGGCAGCAGCUCAGAUGGGGCCAGGACCAAUCCUGGAACCUGAGGAACCAGCAACAGUGGAAGCUGUGCCAUCCCCGUCACCUGCCAGCAGCAUGGGGACCCAGGAGGCAGGCAAGGUGGAGAAGCUGGUGAGUCAGCUGGUGCCUGCCCAGCAGAGAGGGGACCGCUUCAUCGUCCCUGCAUUCCUGCUCAUCUAUCACAAGUUCACCACCACCCAGCAGGUGCUGCAUCUGCUGUUCCAAAGGUAUGCAUCCUUUCAGCCUCACUGUGAAGAGGAUGACCGCACUAAGGAUGCCCUGUGCUCCCUCCUGGGAACCUGGCUGGACCGUUAUCCCGAGCACUUCUGUCAGCCUCAGGACCUGACCUGUCUGCAUCAGCUGCUGGCCUACGUCCAGCUCCAUAUGCCCUUCUCGGACCUGGCACUCCGAGCCCAACGGCUCCUGACCCAGCUGGAGGACCCCGAGCCCAAGGAGGCUGAGGCUGAGCCCAAAGAUCUAGCGCCAACUACAGCAGCGGCACCCCAACCAGAGUCGGCUGAACCAUCGCCGCCCCGGGCAGUCCACCUUUCAGCUGCGGAGGCGCUGGAGGCCCCUGACGGUCCAAGUGCAGCACCCCACCAGGAACAAGACGUGGGAACGGUGCCCUCCUUGUCGGCUGCCAGCAGGGUCGGGACCCUGGACACAGGCAUGGUGGAGAAGCUGGUGAAUCAGCUGGUGCCUGCCCAGCAGAGAGGGGACCCCUUCUUCAUCCCCACAUUCCUGAACAUCUAUCAAAGGUUCGCCACCACCCAACAGGUGCUGCACCUGCUGUUCCAAAGGUAUGCAUCCUUUCAGCCUCACUGUGAAGAGGACGACCGCACUAAGCAUGCCCUGUGCUCCCUCCUGGGAACCUGGCUGGACCGUUAUCCCGAGCACUUCUGUCAGCCUCAGGACCUGACCUGUCUGCAUCAGCUGCUGGCCUACGUCCAGCUCCAUAUGCCCUUCUCGGACCUGGCACUCCGAGCCCAACGGAACCUGACCCAGCUGGAGGACCCCGAGCCCAAGGAGGCUGAGGCUGAGCCCAAAGAUCUAGUGCCAACUACAGCAGCGGCACCCCAACCAGAGUCGGCUGAACCAUCGCUGCCCCGCGCAGUCCAUCUUUCAGCUGCAGAGGCGCUGGAGGCCCCUGAGGGUCCAAGUGCAGGUCCCCACCAGGAACAAGACGUUGGAACGGUGCCCUCCUUGUCGGCUGCCAGCAGGGUCGGGACCCUGGACACAGGCAUGGUGGAGAAGCUGGUGAAUCAGCUGGUGCCUGCCCAGCAGAGAGGGGACCCCUUCUUCAUCCCCACAUUCCUGAACAUCUAUCAAAGGUUCGCCACCACCCAACAGGUGCUGCACCUGCUGUUCCAAAGGUAUGCAUCCUUUCAGCCUCACUGCGAAGAGGACGACUGCACUAAGGAGGCUGAUGAGGUCAGUGACGUUGCCUUCAGCAGGGAACAGAAUUGUCUGGGUUCCUGUGCAUCUGGGGAACGUGCCCUCUGCUCCUUCCUCGGUACCUGGCGGGACCACUACCCGGAGCACUUCUGUCAGCCUCUUGACCUGGCCAGCCUGAAUCAGCUGCUGGCCUACGUCCAGCUCCAGAUGCCCAGCUCAGACCUGGCACGCCGAGCCCAGCUGCUCCUGAUGCAGCUGGAGGAUCCAGAGCCCCAGGAGGCUGAGGCUGAAGCGGAGCCCGAGGCUCCAGCACCAGGGGGAGACCUGGAGGCGCCUCUCCCAGCGGCUGCUGCACUUCUGGGGCCAGAUUUGGUGGCAACCCCGGCAUCUGCUCCCCAGCCAGAGCCACCUGAAGCCUGUCUGUCCCUGGCAACUGUGCCAGCUCUGGAGGCCCUGGAGCCCCCUGCAUCUCCAGAAGCCAAACCAGAGCCAGAGCAUCCCCAGCCCUGGUUCACGAAGCGGCGCUGGCCCUGGGGCCGCCGGCGUGGGCAGCGCACAAUCUCCAAUCAGGACCGUCCCCACCGUCGUUCACCCAGCUGGCCCUCCCCACAGGGUGCCACGGAGCCUGGUGAAAUGAGAUGCAUGUGGUUCCCUGAGCACUCCACGAGCUCCCAGCUCCUCAGCCUCUGGAUCCUGAAUGAAGACUCACACAGGUUCUGCAUGGACAGGGCGGCCUUUCUCCCAGCGGGUUAAACUUUGUUGUCUGGGGAACCGUGUCACCAUCUGUCACUGUGAUCUGAGCUGUGACAGCCCAUAUCCCAGUGCCCACGGAUGGGGCUGUGACAGGAGGAGCCCAGGUGUGUUUGGCCUGGAUGGUGCAAGCAGUGGUGUCCACAACACAGGAGAGACACCAGGCCAGGCCAGGAACCACCCCCACUGACAAGACUGCCCAGGGUUCAAGCUGAGACGCACUGAGGCUGCAAAUGGGAGUCUGUGUAGUGUCCCUGAUUGGGGGGACGACUCCCUGCAUGGACUGCUGCUCUGUACUUGACACCUGGCCGAGCAUUGGGCCCCCCUUGCCUGAGAGAGAGUGGCCGUGGACACCUACACUUUACAGAUUGCAAACAGCUCUGAGAGGAGCCCCUGCCCACCAUGUGUCAUGGAACUCAGCGGUGGUUCCCCUGCCCCUGCUGCACUUAGCAAAUUAUGUACAGAGAAACAGCUCAGAGCCUGAAGGCUCAGGGAGGUCAGCAGUCAGGGGGGUUUGUCUUUCUGAAGAUGGUGAAAGCUGUGGAGAUGUCCUUCAUGGAAUCUGAACUUUUCACAAGCCUUCGUGGUGGGCUAUGGAGGAAACAGUGGAGGCAGUGGGAAUUGGGCAGGUGCGUGCUUUGUGGGAGUUCCUGGGCCAACCAUGGCGUCCCCACCCACACAGGACUAUCUCUGGGAAAAACCAGGGAUCUCUUCCCACCUACUCCCCCCCAGAUCCCCAGGCUCUGCCACCUGUGCCAGAGGUCUGGGAGGGUGCACCUGUCUUGGGGGCACAGGGCAGCUCCAUUUGGCCAUUGUAGGGGGCAGGGAGCCCACCUAAAAGAACACCCUGACAUCUGGCCCAUGGUGUGGAGCACUCAGGAUGGUUCAUGUCUGCAGACACACAGAAAGAAACAGGGGUCAUUUCCUGUCCCAGAACUAAGGGGUCAGGUUGGAGCAAUGGCAGCUCAGGCUAGUGAACCCCCAACUGGGGUGCACAUUGGGUCACCCGAGGAAAACAGCAGGUGGAGUGAGUUGGCCUGCACGGUGAGGGGACAGAGUGACAGUGGCUGGUGGUGAAGGCAACUGCAGGUCAGUGACAACAGCUGGGGGUGUCUGAGUCCCUGCAGGGCCUUCUAUCCUCCCUGUGGUCUCCCACUGCCUCCUCCUGGGCACUUGGGGAUGGGAUGGCAGGGGUGGUCAUCUCAUGGGAGCUGUUUCCACUGCUCUCUGUAAAUACCCAAGAGCAGCCUUCAGAUGUGGGAGAAAAGCUCUGUACUUCCUCUUUGUAGCUACGACCACAGAUAAGCUCUGGGCCUCAGUUCCCAUCCCGGGAACAAGAAAGAUGCAGACCUGCCUGGUGGGUUGUCAGAAGACCUCCCUGAGAUGGGGCUGAUGGGAUCCUCUCCCUGAAGUGGGGCCCCUUAGGGGCUGCCUGCUGGCAGGGCACAGGGUCUGGGAAGCACCUCGCAUGUGGCUUCUCCUGCAGCCUGGCCACCAGGCCGUCAGCAUCACUGAGGAGCAGUGAAGCAGGUCGAGAGCCACAGUCUGUCCCAGGUCAGGGGGCUCAGCAGGACAGGCGGACGUGCUCUGUGCCUCUGGGCAGGGCCUGUACAGGGACCCCAGACCUCCACCCUCCAGGAAAGAAGCAGGGCUUUCUUCACUCAUUCACUCACUGAGCCAGUGCCCCCAGUCCUUCUGUGUGUCCCUCUCCUGUCUUAAUCGGGGACGGCCCCUCGGAAUGCACGGGAGCCCUACACAGGUCAGCCCUUAGGAGGCUGCGGACUGCAGUGUCGGGCGGAAGGGGGGAUUCUCCCUGGAGUCCUUCAGACUUGAGUCUACAGUCAGUGCCUCCUAGUCAGAGUCUCCUCUAGUUCCCCAGCACAUCUCUCAGAGGUCCCCGCGUCCCACUGCCUCUGCUUCCUGGGAAAACCAGACUACCAUAUCAAUUAUAAAGAACAAACGACAAUCAUAAAGAUGUGCUAAACGGGCUUAUAAUUUAUAAAGAUGCAAUGUCAAUCAAAAUAACAGCACCAAGCAGGAGGAACAAUAGUACAGGAACCAAGUUUUUAUAUGUUAUUUUAUAUUAUAUAUAUAUUACACAUUAGGUUGGUAUCAAUCCAAGCUAGAUUGUCAGAAACUUGUUAAUCCUAAUAUGCAAGACAAUCAUUAGCAAACUCUACUUAGAGUAAAAGAAGCAACGUGAACAUUAAAAUCAUACAAUACCUAUUUAGUGCAACAAAAUAGGAGCAGAUGAAGAGAGGAAAAACAGCACCAGACCAGAUCUCAAAGUCCAGGCUUCAAACAUACCUCAGCAUCAGGCCAGCCCCCAGAGACCAGAAAUCAGGCCAGCCCUCAGAUCAGACAUGAGCCCAGUACCCACACACCAGACAUGAGCCCAGUACCCACACACCAGACAUGAGCCCAGUACCCACACACCAGACAUCAGCCCAGCACCCACACACCAGAAUCAGCCCAGCCCCAACACAGCAGACAUCAGCCCAGCACCUACAGACCAGACAUCAGCCCAGCACCCACAGACCAUAUAUCGGCCCAGCAACCACAGACCAUAUAUCGGCCCAGCAACUAUAGACCAUACAUCAGCCCAGCACUACACACCAGACAUCCACCCAGCACCCACACACCAG